UAGGUUUUUGAACCAUGAAUCCUUUGUUUCUCCUGGCUGCCCUUUGCUGGGGCAUAGCCUUCGCUAUUCCAAACUUUGAUCAGAAUUUAGAUACACAAUGGUACCAGUGGAAAGCAACACACAAGAGACUCUAUGGCCUGAAUGAAGAAGGAUGGAGGAGAGCUGUGUGGGAGAAAAACAAGAAGAUGAUUGACCUUCACAAUGGGGAGUACAGCCAAGGGAAGCAUGGCUUCACCAUGGCCAUGAACGCCUACGGCGACAUGACCAAUGAAGAAUUCAGACAAGUGAUGAAUGGCUACCAAAACCAGAGACACAGGCAGGGGAAAAUGUUUCACGAACCUCUGCUGCUUCAGACCCCCAAGUCUGUGGACUGGCGCGAGAAAGGCUAUGUGACUCCCGUGAAGAAUCAGGGUCAGUGUGGUUCCUGUUGGGCUUUCAGUGCAACUGGCGCCCUGGAAGGCCAGAUGUUCCGGAAAACUGGCAAACUGGUAUCCCUGAGUGAGCAGAACCUUGUGGACUGUUCUAAAUCCCAGGGCAAUAUGGGUUGUAACGGUGGCCUCAUGGACAAUGCCUUCGAGUAUGUGAAGGAGAACGGGGGCCUGGACUCCGAGGAAUCCUACCCAUAUGAAGCUGUCGAUGAAACGUGUAAGUACAGGCCUGAAUGCUCUGCUGCCAAUGACACAGGCUUCGUGGACAUCCAGCAGCAUGAGAAGGCUCUCUUGAAAGCCGUGGCCACCGUGGGGCCCAUCUCUGCUGCUAUUGACGCAGGCCACCCAUCCUUCCAGUUCUACAAAUCAGGCAUUUACUACGACAAAGAAUGCAGCAGCAAGGAACUUGAUCACGGUAUUCUGGUGGUUGGCUACGGCUUUGAAGGAACACAUCCAAACGUCACUAAAUACUGGCUUGUGAAGAACAGCUGGGGUCCAGAAUGGGGCAUCGAUGGCUACGUGAAAAUGAUCAGAGACAAAGACAACCACUGCGGGAUUGCCUCGGCAGCCAGCUACCCCACCGUGUGAGCUGGCGCGUGGCAGGAUGAAGGACUUGAGCAUCUGGAGGGAUUUUUAUCGCAAAACUGACAAGCCUUUUUUGUGCAAAACACUUGAAUCGUGAAGGAUCCAAGUUACGAUUUGCAUUCUAUGACAUUUUUACAAGGGUAAAAUGUUACCACUACUUCAACUACUGUUAUAGACAGCUUUAUGAUAUUGAACAUUCAUUGUUUAAUUCUAAGACUUUUGAAUUGCCAUUUUUUUAAAAGGAUGUAUAAAGCUUUAUUUACCUUUUAAAAUAAAUCUUAACUCAGUAUGUA
Messenger RNA from Ochotona princeps (American pika), 1306 nucleotides. RefSeq names its product procathepsin L-like. The transcript is spliced from 7 exons. Bases 15 to 1016 code for a protein of 333 amino acids. Gene Ontology annotation, biological process: immune response. Gene Ontology annotation, molecular function: cysteine-type endopeptidase activity. The record is from RefSeq and is a predicted model, not a curated record. NCBI's taxonomy places the organism in Eukaryota, Metazoa, Chordata, Mammalia, Lagomorpha, Ochotonidae. Gene Ontology annotation, cellular component: lysosome.